AUGAAGAAAAUCAUCUCUUCUCUCCCUGAAAGUUGUGAAGAAUUGGAUCGCGGAUUUCGAGCAGGCAAUCUCAACACCCUUGAAGACCUAAGUUGUCCAGAUGAAAAUAGGAAAAGUGAUAGCCAACAUCGUGAACAACUCACCAAAGAUGUUACUUCUGUGCGCAUGGAUGAAUUAUGCACCCCUCCUUUUAAUCAUGAAAGGAGUCCCAUGAAAGACUUGGUCCAAGUUGAGGCAACACUUUGUUCACAGAAUCUUGUUGUUCCCAAUGCUAAUCACAAAUGGCUAGGAAAGUUUCAGAUGCACAACAAUGAGGGGAUUACAAGGACUUGUGAUGGGAUUCAAGCGCACUUAUCAAAUUUUGCAUCGAUUGAAGUUGUUCAAAUGGUGGAUAGGCUUCCUGAGAUUAUUAUAUUGGAGGAACUACCUCGAAGGAGGAUUUGGCCAUCUCAAUUCAUAAGAAGUCAAAUCACUGAAGAAAAUAUUGCACUUUACCUCUUUGCACAUGAUUUUAAUAGGUUUGAUUAG
Molecule: messenger RNA, 528 nt
Organism: Sphenostylis stenocarpa
Lineage: Eukaryota; Viridiplantae; Streptophyta; Magnoliopsida; Fabales; Fabaceae
Source: the annotation of a GenBank genome assembly